AUGUCUGAGACAAUGAGGGCAGUUGUCGUCAAAGACGGCAAAGGGCCAGCCAAUUCGAUGUCUAUAGAGCAGAUCCCAAAGCCUACGCUCGCUACCGGCCAGGCGCUGGUCAAGAUCAAGUCCUUUGGCCUCAACCGUAUGGAUUUGCUUCAGAGGGAGGGUUUAUACCCUUUACCGCCGCAGGCACCUGAGACCAUGGGAGUCGAGUUUUCCGGCACUAUCGAGGCUGUUAUACCCGAUGAAAAGUGCGAUUUCAAACUUGGAGACGAGGUGUUUGGCCUUGCUUAUGGAGGAGCCUACGCCGAAUACAUUUGCGUUUCGGUCGAUAUGCUUAUUCAUAAACCUGCGUCGCUUUCAUGGGAUGAAGCUGCUGGUAUCCCGGAAACCUGGGUCACAGCCUCGCAGGCGCUCUUCCUCAUUGGGAACUUCAAGCCUGGUCAGUCCGUGUUAUGGCAUGCUGGCGCCUCAUCGGUCUCGAUCUCUGGUAUCCAGCUUGCCAAGGCAGAGGGAGCCAAGGAGAUCUACGCCACAGCCGGCUCGCAAGAGAAAAUCGACUUCCUUGUCAAGGAACUCGGUGUUACUGCCGCAUUCAAUUACAAAACUCAGGACUGGGCAGCUGAGGUGAAAAAGGCAACGAAAGGCGAGGGCGUUAAUCUUAUUGUUGACUUCAUUGGCGCAACCUAUUUCCAGGGUAACCUUAACGCUGCUGCAUAUGACGGUAGUAUUGUACUAUUGGGUUUGAUGGGUGGAGCGAAGCUGCCUAAUAACGUUGAUAUCUCCGCGUUGCUAUUCAAAAGGGUCAGCAUAGAGGGUAGUACUCUUCGUGGCCGGGCACUCGACUAUCAGCGAAAGCUGAGAGAUACCCUCGUUCAGCAUGCUCUUCCAAAGUUCAAAGAUGGGACUUUCAAAGUUUUCAUUGAGAAGGUUUUCCCUUUCUCCCAGAUUGUGGAUGCCCAUAAGCUGCUGGAGAGCAACACUACAAAGGGCAAAUUGAUUUGUAGGAUUGACUAA
Molecule: messenger RNA, 1011 nt
Organism: Penicillium samsonianum
Lineage: Eukaryota; Fungi; Ascomycota; Eurotiomycetes; Eurotiales; Aspergillaceae
Product: NAD(P)H-quinone oxidoreductase
Exons: 4
Coding region: 1-1011 (336 amino acids)
Molecular function (GO): oxidoreductase activity
Source: RefSeq, a predicted model, not a curated record